Messenger RNA from Erinaceus europaeus (western European hedgehog), 3229 nucleotides. It is a transcript of the gene SSTR3, whose product is annotated as somatostatin receptor 3. The transcript is spliced from 3 exons. NCBI's taxonomy places the organism in Eukaryota, Metazoa, Chordata, Mammalia, Eulipotyphla, Erinaceidae. Gene Ontology annotation, cellular component: neuron projection; membrane. Gene Ontology annotation, molecular function: somatostatin receptor activity; neuropeptide binding. Gene Ontology annotation, biological process: neuropeptide signaling pathway. The coding region runs from base 864 to 2144 and encodes 426 amino acids. The record is from RefSeq and is a predicted model, not a curated record.
UCUGUAGUCACCAUCUGUGGCACAAUCCUUCUCUGUCACUCUCCCUGCCACCCCCUCGUUCUCCUUCCUCUUUCCUUGCUCCCUUUCUUUCUCCAGCCUCUCUCUCUCUCUCUCUCUCUCCAUCUCUCCCUCUCUGCUGCUCUCUUCGCUCUUCUCCUCUCUUCUCCCGCCACGCAGUCCCACAGCCCGCAGCCUUCAUCACUCCCCCUCAUUCUGGCUUUCCACCCACUCACUGUCCUCACUGUCUCCUCUCUCUCUCUCUCUCUCUCUUCACCGCCAGCCGACCCCCGUUUUCCUCUGUUUCUAUUGGUUUCUCACAAUCCCCUGUUCCCCUUCUUUCUUUUCUUCUUUGGGAGGCUUCUCCCCACCUCCAGCCCAGGCUCCCGCCUGCAGACCCUCACCUGCACCCCAGACCUCCCUCCUGGAGGAGUGCUGGACAUGGGGUGACGUAUCCAGCGCCUGUGGGGAGUCAGAGCCAGAGACCAGAUGGGAGAAGCUCUGUGGGUGGAUGUGGCUGCUGCGGGUCUAGGAGGGGACCCCAGACCGGGGUGUUCUGGGGGCUCUGGGGGCCUGGGCAAGGAGAGGGGUCAGCAGAAUGAGAAUCGGACUGGCGACAGGAGGGAGCCCUCUCACUCCAUGGGCAGGAGUCAGUCUGGGGAAAGAAGGGGUCCCUUUCUCCCCACCCCAUCAUAGCCAGCUAUCCUACACACAGUGGAAUGGGCUAGGCUGAAGGGGUCCUCAAGACUUUGACUUCCAGACUCUCACCCCUGAGCCCCAGACUCUUAAGUUCACUUGGAAUAUGAUGAAAAACAUCACCACAGACCAGGGGCCCUAGCUGACUGCUGACCACCCUCCCUGUGGCCAUGGACACCCCGGACUCUCCUUCCUGGGUGCCCACGACCUUGGAGGUCGGGAACACCUCAUGGGCCUGGUCCACGGAGGGCAAUGUGUCAGCGGCGGCCCCGAGCGCGGCUGGACUGGCAGUCAGCGGCGUGCUGAUCCCACUGGUUUACCUGGUGGUGUGUGUGGUGGGCUUGCUGGGCAACUCCCUGGUCAUCUAUGUGGUCCUGCGGCACACGGCCAGUCCGUCGGUCACCAAUGUCUACAUCCUCAACUUGGCGCUUGCUGACGAGCUCUUCAUGCUGGGGCUGCCCUUCCUGGCGGCCCAGAAUGCCCUGUCAUACUGGCCCUUCGGUGGCCUCAUGUGCCGCCUGGUCAUGGCAGUAGAUGGCAUCAACCAGUUCACCAGCAUCUUCUGCCUCACCGUCAUGAGCGUGGACCGCUACCUGGCCGUGGUGCACCCCACUUGCUCAGCCCGUUGGCGCACAGCGUCCGUGGCCCGCACGGUCAGUGUGGCCGUCUGGGUGGCCUCGGCCAUAGUGGUGCUGCCCGUCGUGGUCUUCUCGGGGGUGCCCCGCGGCAUGAGCACCUGCCACAUGCAGUGGCCUGAGCCGGUGGCUGCCUGGCGGGCCGGCUUCAUCAUCUACACGGCCGUGCUGGGCUUCUUCGGGCCGCUGCUGGUCAUCUGCCUCUGCUACCUGCUCAUCGUGGUCAAGGUGCGGUCGGCCGGGCGGAGGGUGCGGGCACCCUCGUGCCAGCGGCGGCGGCAAUCAGAACGCCGAGUCACGCGAAUGGUGGUAGCCGUGGUGGCUCUCUUCGUGCUCUGCUGGAUGCCCUUCUACGUGCUCAACAUCGUCAACGUGGUGUGCCCGCUGCCUGAGGAGCCUGCCUUCUUCGGCCUGUAUUUCCUGGUGGUGGCGCUGCCUUACGCCAACAGCUGUGCCAACCCCAUCCUCUACGGCUUCCUCUCCUACCGCUUCAAGCAGGGCUUCCGCAGGGUCCUGCUGCGGCCUUCCCGUCGUGUGCGAAGCCAGGAGCCUGAGGCAGGGCCCCCGGAGAAGACCGAGGAAGAGGAGGAGGAAGAGGAGGAGGAGCGGGAGGAGCGGGAGGUGGCAGUGGCAGCAGCAGCAGGGAAGCGGAGGGAGGGGAAGGAUUUGAAUGGCCGGGUCAGCCAGAUCACACAGCCUGGCACUAGUGGGCAGGAGCAGCCCCUGGGUGGCACGGCUGGCAAGGAACAGAAGUUCCUGCCCCAAGACCCCUCAACGGGGGAGAAGCCAGGCGGCCUGCACAUCAGCUAUUUGUAAGUACCCAUGGAGGGCCAGCACAGCCCAAAGAUGGGCAAUGGCUGUGAGUGUGCUCAGGGUAUGCCCCUCCAGGUGCCAGAGGCCCACACGAGAUGUUGGCAGGUACGGACUCAGGUCCCAGUGCUGCUGGGGUUCUCUGUGUGGCCUCGGGCAGGUCACUAGCCCUUUGGGCAUUGUGUUUGCCAUGGUAGGGAGUGAGAAGGCCUAGUCUGGAGGGGGCAUGGCUUUUGGGCUGCCCACCCUGAGUGGAGCCAGUCUAGAGGCAUGGGGACAGACUGGCUUUGCUCCCAGAGAUGAAAUGCCCAGCCGGAACCUCAGAGGGAGAAGCUAAGGCCUGGGUUUCCCCAGCUGGAAGUGAGAGGCAAAGGCUCACUGGGAGCCCGACACGAGUGUCAUGCAGAGGUAGGUCUCUCAGUGUGGGGGGAGUGUGUGACCACUGGCCUCAGGUGGUUCUCCUCCACCUGCUGCUGCCCUUCUGGCUCCCAGAUCUGGCCUCCUCAACACAUCAGCAGCUACCUACCCCUCUCCCCCCCCUUGGCUGGGAAGGUCAGUGCUGGGCUCCAAAGGAGUUGAGGUAGACUUCCCAGGGAGUUGAUUCAGCCAGCUUCACGGUCCCUUACUGCCUGUGCUCUUUCAGGGUCCUCAGUCUUUCUCCUCCUUCUUCUUUCUCCUUCUCUUUCUUCUUCUCCUUUCUUUCUCUUUCUGCUCCUCCUCUUCCUCCUCAUUCUUUUUCUUCUCUUCCUCCUCUCUUUUCUCCUCCUCCUCUUCUUUUUGAUAAAUGCAGAGAGACCAGGGGAGGUGAGGACCAGAGCACCAAGGCUUCCUUUGAUGCAGCGGGAGUCAGGUUCGAGCCUGGGCCUUACACCUGAGUCCACUUUUCUACUUGUAGUUUUGUAUUCCUUUUCUCAUAGAGAAGUGGCAUAAGCUCAGGCACCCAAAGCCUAGUUCAUCCCCUGUAGAAGACGGCUGAUCAAACCCCGAAGCAGUUCAGGCUGCCUCCUGGGGCUGAGGGCCAGUCUCCCAGCUUCCCACUCCUCCUAGAGCAAGAUGGGGACCUGGCCUAGUCACACUGGUAUGGAGAGGCA